UUAACCAUUUCCCAUCCGGCCCAUGUAUAUAAACGGGACGGAUGGGAGCAGUGCAGGGCAGGUGGCCGUUUAUAAAUGUUCUCCCCUCUUCCCUGCUUGUGUGCGCUCCCGGGAGCACGCAGCACCGCAAUCCAGUGCCCGCUGUGUCCUCCGGACACAACAGAACACCGACCGUUGUACAGGACCUCUGUGUGAGGUCCCGAUCAUGUGAUCACUGAUUGGCCAAUCAGUGAUCACAUGAAUAGUAGUACGUAAGAUGUCACUUCCUGACAUCAUUGCUUACUACGUGUGAAAUCUGUGAAUGAUCACAGAGGUCACAUGGUACAAGGCUAUUCACAACAGCCUUGUACUAUGUGGCCAAUCACAGCUCUCACAGUA
Molecule: messenger RNA, 378 nt
Organism: Staurois parvus
Lineage: Eukaryota; Metazoa; Chordata; Amphibia; Anura; Ranidae
Source: the annotation of a GenBank genome assembly